Molecule: messenger RNA, 741 nt
Organism: Gracilinanus agilis (Agile Gracile Mouse Opossum)
Lineage: Eukaryota; Metazoa; Chordata; Mammalia; Didelphimorphia; Didelphidae
Product: anionic trypsin-like
Exons: 5
Coding region: 1-741 (246 amino acids)
Biological process (GO): proteolysis
Molecular function (GO): serine-type endopeptidase activity
Source: RefSeq, a predicted model, not a curated record
AUGAAUCCUCUUCUGAUCCUGGCUUUUGUUCGAGCAGCUGUUGCUUUCUCCACUGACAUUGAUGAUAAGAUCAUUGGGGGCUACACCUGUGAGGAGAAUGGUGUCCCCUACCAGGUGUCCCUGAAUAUUGGCAAACAUUACUGUGGUGGCUCCCUCAUCAAUGAACAGUGGGUGGUGUCAGCCGCUCAUUGCUACAGACCCCAAUAUCAGGUGAGACUGGGAGAGUUUAACAUCCUGGUGAAUGAGGGAAAUGAACAGAUUAUUGACUCAGAAAAGGUCAUCCGCCAUCCAAACUUCAACAUGAGGACCUACAAUAAUGACAUCAUGCUGAUCAAGUUGAAAACCCCAGCUCUCCUCAGUAGUCGGGUGACUGCCAUCUCUCUGCCCAAGUCCUGUGCAUCUGCAGGCACUGAGUGUCUCAUCUCUGGAUGGGGCAACACUGCAAGUUCUGGUCUUGACUACCCAGACUUUCUGCAGUGUUUGAAUGUUCCCAUUCUAUCUAAUGCCCAAUGUAACUACUCCUAUCCUGGUCAAAUCACAGAAAACAUGAUCUGUGCUGGCUUCCUAGAGGGUGGCAAGGAUUCCUGCCAGGGUGACUCUGGUGGCCCCUUUGUCUGCAAUGGAGAACUCCAGGGUGUUGUCUCCUGGGGCAUUGGUUGUGCCCAGAAGAAUUUCCCUGGUGUCUACACCAAAGUUUGCAACUACGUGGACUGGAUCGAGAGUACUAUUGCUGCCAAUUAA